This is a messenger RNA of Cavia porcellus (domestic guinea pig), 5004 nucleotides long. It is a transcript of the gene Wdr97, whose product is annotated as WD repeat domain 97. Lineage: Eukaryota; Metazoa; Chordata; Mammalia; Rodentia; Caviidae. The record is from RefSeq and is a predicted model, not a curated record. Bases 31 to 4908 code for a protein of 1625 amino acids. Gene Ontology annotation, molecular function: protein binding. The transcript is spliced from 24 exons.
UCCCUGGAGCUGUUGGACACAACCGUGAAUAUGGAGGCCGGAGCGUUGGACACAAGCAGCAACGUUUCAGCAGAAGGAGACAAUCUGAUUCCAGACUCAGACCUUUAUGAUGUGGACAGCUAUGACACCCCAGAUCCAGGGUUGCUGUUGGAAAAGAAUGAGUUGUACUUUCGGGAGCCACCACAGGUCCAGCAGCUCUAUACCAGCAGCCAGCGAUGGCAGGACAUGACUUUACAGACUCGCGCCCGCCAGCUGUGGCUGCUCUUACGCACAGGCCUCCACGAUCUUGUGGAAAAGGUGAAGACAACUGAAAUGCACGUGGCUCAUCUGACGCACGGGCUGGAGCCACUGCGCCGCCUAGAGGUAGCAGCCGGCCUGCACUCGGUGGCACAGGACCCAGAAGGCGAGCGCUUUGUGGUGCUGGACGGCGCAGGACACCUGCACCUGCAUAGAAAGGACGGCUGGGCACAACAGAAGUUGCAGGCCCCCGUAGCACUUACGGGUCUGGUGGCUGUGCCAGGACCUCUGGGAGCUGUGGGCCGAUUUGUAGGCUGGGGUCCUGCUGGGCUAGCCAUACUGGGGCCAAGCCUCCGCCUGCUGUGGCUGAGCCAGCUAGGGAUGGACAGGACACAGAGCCUUGAGCCCACUUGCUGCCUUCCGGUGCCCAAAAAGUUUCUGUUGCUUGUAGCUGAGGUGGGCGGUGGCCUGUCUCUCUGGAAAUUCCGUUCAGGUGGCUGCCGCUUGGUACAGUGUGGGUCAACCAUAUAUCCACCUCUAGGCAUAGAGGGCGCACUCAAGAGGCUGGCUCUGGGGCCAGCGCCUGCUCACUUUGGCCCACAUUGCUUCGUAGCCUAUGGCUCAGCGGUACUUACUUUGGAUCUGCACACCUGGGCUGUCAUCCAUGUGUGCAGGGAUCUGCACAAGACUACCAUCUCAGACCUGGCAUACUGCAGGGAGGUGGAGGCUGUGGUGACAGCUUCUCGGGACAGCACAGUGAAGGUGUGGGAGGUGGACUGGCAGAUCCGGAUGGUGUUCGUGGGCCACACAGGUCCAGUGACAGCUAUAACUGUGCUCCCAAAAACCACCUUGGUGGUGUCGGCCUCACAGGAUGGGACACUGCGCACAUGGGACCUGCAGGCAGAGGCACAGGUGGGUGAGGCAGUGCUGUGCUACAGAAGCCAGGACGUGCUGUCCUGGCGUGUGAACCGCUUGUUGGCGCCUGCAGGCACUGGCUGGCCGGUGUUGUCUCUGUGUACCAGGAGUGUGGAGCUGUGGCGAGUGCGCGAACUCUACUCGCCGCUAGCUCAGCUGCCCUCGCGGGUGCUGCACCUAGAGGUGGCGCCCGUGCUGCCCGCACCUGUAGAUCCUGUGCUGCCUAUGCGCCUCGUUUGCGCAUGCGCAGAUGGUUCAAUUCACCUGAUAUCUGCUGCUUCGGGGCGAACGGUGAACACCCUACUGCUUGACCAAGAGGACAGCGCAGCUGCAGUGGUGUACUGCCUGCCGCGCGAAGCGUUGUGGCUUCUGACACAGGCUGGCCACCUGGUGCGAGUGAAUGCAGCACGCUGCCCCAUGAGUGUGCUGCACCGGAUAUGCCCACCUUCGCCCUCUACAUCGCAACCCUGCUGCCUGCACCUCUAUAGCCACCUCACUGACCCUGGCGCUGCAUUUACCUGCUGGGAGAUUGUGUGCGAACACGGGGGCGACCCGCGCCGCUGCGCUAUGGCCUGGGCCUGGAAGAACAAGAACCGUUACCUGCCUGUGAUGGGACAUACAGAUGGCAUGCUGUCAGUCCUGGACUGGCUCUCUUCGAAGACCGUCUUCCGUACAAAAGCACAUGAUCCAGGCCCGGUUACUGCCAUUGCGUCCACUUAUAACAGCAUCGUAUCAUCAGGGGGAGACAGGACUGUGAAGGUGUGGCGUGUGUUCCCCUACUCCGAAGAGAGUCUGAGCCUGCUGCGCACCUUCUCCUGCUGUCACCCAGUUGUGAGGCUCUGUGCACUGGGCAAUCGCGUAACUGUAGGCUUUGAAGAUCCAGACAGCGCCACGUAUGGCCUGGUACAGUUUGGCCUUCGUGAAGGCCAGCGCUGUGACCACCGGCCCCAGGAUGACCCAAUGGACCACAUCACUGGGCUAUGUUGCUGCCCCACACUCAAGCUGUAUGCCUGCGCCAGCCUGGACUGCACUGUGCGCAUCUGGACUGCAGAGAACCGCCUGCUGCGGCUCUUGCAGCUGGAUGGUGCCCCUCAGGCCCUGGCUUUCUGCAGUAACAGUGCAGACCUGGUGCUAGCACUGGGCUCUCGUCUCUGCCUGGUGUCCCAUAGGCUCUACCUUCCCACAUUUUACCUGGUCCAGGUGUACCAUGAGAGCAAGAACCUGCACCAAAAUGCUUCUGAUGUGGAUGACCCUCCACUGCCACUGACCAACCAAGAAUCACUGACACCUAUGCAACUGCAAAGACUCAUCAACUUGCAGGGCGUGGCCAGCCUCAGUGUGGACUUGCCCUUCAUCCAUCACCAGAUGGCAAUACCUCAGCAACCAGUGGUGCAGGAGGACUUGGAGACUCUCAAGACCAGAGAUCAAGAUCUUCAGCAAUUGAGACUAGGGCUAGUAGUCCCACUGGCUCCACCCCUACCCUCUUGGAAACAGCAUCAGGAAGCUUUUGAAAAUUAUCUAUAUCUAAUCUAUGGUCCUAGCCUGCUGGGUGUUCAGUCUGGAAAGGAUUCACAGCAGUGGAACACCUUGGCCUUACCGACACAGAGAGAAUCCCAGGAUGAGUGUGCCUUAGCCAGCGCUGCCGCCUGCUUAAGUCAGGCUACAGUCAGCAAUGAACCUCAGACAGCACGCACAACCCUAUCCCUCCAGGGCCUAGGAACUCCAGACCGGCGCUUUGCCCGCCCUCCCCGAGUUACCUUGCCUCUUGUACCCAUCCACCGGAAGGUGCACAGCAAAGCAUCCCAGCUUCUAGCCCGCUCUUCCCUAAGUCAUGACCUGGGCCUCAGUCUGGAUCUACUGUUGCACUCAGAACAAGUCCAAAGGGAGAUGACCGUAGUCCUGGAACCGCUGACCUCUCUCCUGCAGCACAGGCUCCCACUAUUGCUGCAGAGAAAGCCCAAAGAGCGCCUCUCCAACCUCAAGGGUUUCUUUCCUGCCACUACCCUGCCUUAUAAGUAUUGCCCAAGACCCAUCAGAUUCCCUGGCUUUGUGCCCAACUCUGUAGUGCUGCAGCGGAUAUGGCUGCCCAUGGAGGCCAGCUACCUUGGAUCCCUGGCCCACCUUGCCCCCCAGAACAGACUUAAGCCAGGUCCAAACAUAGAUGGCCUAUGGCUGUCACAACACAGAUGGUCUACAGGCAAGUGGCGGAAGAGACUCUUCCAGUGGCUUCACAGGCAUUCCAUGGAGGAAGAAGAAGAGGAAGAGGAAGAAGAGGAGGACAAAGAGUUGCUGGAGGCUGACUGGACUUCGUUAAGCUCAAAUCAGCAGGAGUUAGAUUCUUGGGAGCCAGUGGCUAGGAACUCCACAGACUUGAUCACAGAGCCCUUGAGCUCACCUGAGCUCCUUGGCCCGAAGUGCUACUCCCUCUGGGAAGAACACUAUAAGCAUCUGCCUAGGUUCCUGCAUUUUUUUGUUGUCCAGAACUGGUUCAAAAAGCUGCUCCCUAUCUUCAGCCUGGAGGCCUACCCGGAGAUGGGCACUGAGGAGGGCUUGGCCUCAGUGUUUGUGGACCUGCUAGCAGAGGCGACCUGGGCAGACCGUGUGCAUAUCCUGCAAGCACUGCUGAGGCUGAUGCCCCAAUUGAGUCGAGAGCUUCAGAUACGGCUACGGGGCAGUCUCUUACAGUUGCUCAACCUGGAUCCCCCUCCCAGCUUUGAGUACCCUACACAGAAGCAGUUUGUGAUACUGGCACUGCAGCUGCUCCUGGCCUGCUCCCUGGAUUCCCGUGAUGUGGUGAUAGAGCUCAUGUCCUACUUCCUCUACUCUCCAGCAUCCUACCGGCCAGAGCUCAAGAAGCUUCUGGAUAGCCUGGGCCUCCAGGAUCCACAGGGCUUUCUGUUCACUGAGAUGAUGACCUGGGCCCAGGGCUCACGCCUUGAGUCCAAAGCCAUGCUACGUACACACUGCUGCCAGAAACUGGACAACAUGAUCCAAGAGUUGAAGAUGGAAACCACACAGCAGACUACAGCAAAGAUGUCUGUGGUGCUGCCCAAGGUCUCUGAGAUCUCAGUACCUUCAUCUCCUCCCAAAGAGACUCUUUCACAGGCUUCCAUGGUCUCGGGGACACUCACAAGCAUCCCGGCACUGCAACCAAAGGCAGUUAGUCCAGAGUUCCUGGCUGAGCCCAUGCCAGUACAGGUGUAUGCCAAGCAGACCAGACGCUUUCUGUCUGAGACAUUACAGAGCUUCUGUGUGGUGCCCCAGGCCCACAUGGACCCCCUAGUGCCUCCUGCACAGCUUGAUACAUUGCUGCCACUCGAAAAGACAGACUGGUCGCGUUUGAAGAUUCUGGACCUGUGCACAAUUGAUGCACUGAAUUACUUCUGUGAGAAACAGCGGGCCCAACAGCAGAGCUUGCUGCAGGAUGCCAAGCACUCACAUGUGGCCUUGUGUCUGCCAGAGCGCAACACAGUGAUACCACCACCUCGGGAUCACAGGUACCACCCCAUCUUCCGGCUGCAGGAGGCAGCAGCCCAGAGCUCCCAGAUGAGACUGAGGGGCCGUGUCCUGUCCCGACACGCCCGAGCACUAGAUGGCACUAUCCGUGUGCUAAAGCUGCCACUGCCUCGGGUGGAGCCACAGCCCUUUCCACCCGGAUGGCCCAAGCCCACUCGUGCUCGGCCCCCAAGACUCCUGCAGCCAGCCCUGCAGCGCUACUUUCUUCCAGAGGACACGGAGCCUGACAGCUACAGCUAGCUGCUUUGGCCCAGUGCCAAUUUGGAGAGUCAUACUCUGCAACCCCAGUCUGCCUUGCAGCCCAGAAUAAAGUCCAGAGACUGGGAUUGCACUUCA